Molecule: messenger RNA, 1380 nt
Organism: Chlorella variabilis
Lineage: Eukaryota; Viridiplantae; Chlorophyta; Trebouxiophyceae; Chlorellales; Chlorellaceae
Exons: 10
Coding region: 1-1380 (459 amino acids)
Biological process (GO): rRNA processing
Cellular component (GO): cytoplasm; nucleolus; preribosome, small subunit precursor
Molecular function (GO): snoRNA binding
Source: RefSeq, a predicted model, not a curated record
AUGGGCAAGAAGAAGAGGGACUAUGUGCAACAGCACAAGCAGUCGCUGGGCGAGGUGCUAGAGAACCCCGAGACCUAUGGUGUUCGGACGCAGCCGCGGCCCAGCAAGCGGCGGAAGUCGGAUGAGGAGCAGGAGGAGGAGGCGGGCGAGGAGUUUGUGCCGGCAGCCAUGACCCGCCGCAUACUGCGCGAGGCGCGCACGCAGCAGGAGGAGGUAGACGCAGACGAGUCCCCCGCAGCGGUGGCGCUGCAGCUAGGAGCCAGCCGGGGGCUGGUGGCAGCAGCAGCCAAGGGUCUGCAGGACAGCGACAGCGAGGACGACUUUUCAGAUGGCGGCGGCAGCGUGUACGAGUACGACGAGGAGAUUGAGGUGUCUCCAGAGGACGAGGCUGCGCUGGCGGCCUUCAUGGCCCCCGAUGCCGACAGCUACCGCCAGCGCACGCUGGCAGACCUGGUGCUGGAGCGCAUCCGGGAGAAGCAGGCGGAGCAGGGGGUCAGCGAGAUCCCCAGGGAGGGCCAGGAGUUUGUGCCUGACGAGCUGGACCCAAAGGUGGUGGAGGUGUACCAAGGGGUGGGCAAGGUGCUCAGCAGAUACACCGCCGGCAAGGUGCCCAAGGCCUUCAAGGUCAUCCCCAACCUGCAGAACUGGGAGGAGAUCCUGUACCUCACAGACCCAGACAACUGGACCCCGCACGCCGUGUACCAGGCCACCCGCAUGUUUGUGUCCAACCUGAACCAGAAGAUGAGCCAGCGGUUUCUGGUGCUGGUGCUGCUGCCGCACGUGCGCGCAGACAUCCGCAAGAACAGGCGUCUCCACUUUGCGCUCUUCAUGGCCCUGAAGAAGGCCACCUACAAGGCGGCCGCUUUCUACAAAGGCGUGCUGCUGCCGCUGUGCGCCAGCGGCACCUGCAACCUGCGGGAGGCGGUCAUCCUCACCUCGGUCAUUAAGCGCACCUCCAUCCCCAUGCCGUACAGCGGCACCAAUUCCUUCUUCCUGCGUGUGCUGCUGGACAAGCGGUACGCCCUGCCGUACCGCGUGGUGGACGCCCUGGUGGACCACUUCCUGCGCUUCAAGACCGAGGAGCGCCAGCUGCCCGUGGUCUGGCAGCAGACGCUGCUCUGCUUCGUGCAGCGGUACAAGACGGAGAUUCGGCGGGAGGACAAGCACGCGCUGCGCGACCUGGUCAAGCGCCAGCACCACUACGCCCUCACCCCCGCAAUCCUGCGAGAGCUCGACUCCUCGCUGUCGCGCGGCGAGCAGGCGGCGGGCACCCCCGACGCGCUGCGCCCCGUCAGCAAGGUGGCAGCAGCAGCAGGCGGCGGCGGCGGCGGCGAGGACCCUCGAGACCUGGCCCCAAUCAUCCUCAUGGAGGAUGACUAG